Geodia barretti is the source of this 432-nucleotide messenger RNA. Lineage: Eukaryota; Metazoa; Porifera; Demospongiae; Tetractinellida; Geodiidae. The record is from the annotation of a GenBank genome assembly.
GGGUUGGCAUUUGUGCCCACAGUGUGUUUGCAUUUCAGGGACCAAAUCAUGAAUGAAAUCAAUUCAACAACAACACCAAGGACAACGAAAAUAUUUCAUAACCGUGAACCUCUUGUUAGUCGUGUUUGGGGAAACACAAUGAGGCCUCCUGAUCUGAAUGGGGCACUGCUGUGACCGUAGUAAAACUCGCGUUCGCGUCGCUCCCUGUCUAACAGUGCGAGGUCCUCUAGCUGUGUGGAAAUGCUAGUGGUAAGCUACUCCCGGCCAUGGCACCUGCUAGCUGCUCUGCUGUGUCUGUGUAGUUGGAUGACACUGACAGUGGAAGGACUGACUAUAACUGUGAAUAAUGGUCAGAACAGUAUAUCUGUUUCUAAUGACAACAUGACGAGGAUCAGUGUGUAUAUGACUUUGUGUUUGAGAGGUCAAGUAUUG